Molecule: messenger RNA, 3900 nt
Organism: Hypomesus transpacificus
Lineage: Eukaryota; Metazoa; Chordata; Actinopteri; Osmeriformes; Osmeridae
Product: VPS10 domain-containing receptor SorCS1-like
Exons: 26
Coding region: 125-3673 (1182 amino acids)
Biological process (GO): post-Golgi vesicle-mediated transport
Cellular component (GO): Golgi apparatus; membrane
Source: RefSeq, a predicted model, not a curated record
AUUGGACGCGCCACAACUUGCGAGCUGUUCUACAGCCUCACAUCAACUGCUAGUAUCACAAAGGGAGAGCUGAGAAGAGGUGCAAACCGACUUUCAUCCAGAGCAUCUUUCUCAUCCACCAACUAUGGAGAGGGGGGUCAGAUUUUUCCCAAUCUUGCGUAGUGCGUUGUGGUUUCUGGUUAUGCUUUAUUUCUUCGAAGUCACCAAAUCAGAGAUAACUUGCAGAUCAUGUCAACCGGGAGAUAAGUGGCGUGCCCGGGCAUUACGGCUGAAAAUGAGCACACGAGAAUUCGCAACAGGGUUAGGAAGCGAAGUUUUGGGAAAUGGAGACGGGUCAGAGAGAGGGGAUUUAGCAAGCGCUGAAACUCGCCACCUUGAAUGCGCAGCACCUGGGUCCAACGAAUGCCAAGGGAACUACGUCCAUUCAAGGCGAAAAAGGAAUACUGACAAGCUCCGUUCAAACAAUACGCUCCGUGAAGGAAUGCCGUAUGGCAAACGUGAAUUUGAGGAAGACAAAGUUCUAGACGGAAGAAAUAACGGUUAUCUCAACACUGGUGUCGGGAAGGCUCGUUUAGCUUCAACCCCUACCACUCGGCGCAUGCAACGAGUUAGAAGGAACAGCCAAAGACCUAACCCUGGGGAUAAAGUUAAGUCAUCCGGCGCAACACAGAACCAAGAGUCUCUGCCUUUGCAAAAGCCGCAUCGGGGUAUCACAUCGCCGGCUAGGCGCAGAGUAACACGGUCCGAAUUACGAUGGAGCGGCGAGGACAGGAGGACAGCUGGUUCAAGGCAUGAUGAACUGAAGCUGACCAGCUCAACCUUCGCCUUGACCGGGGAUUCGUCUCAUAACCAAGCCAUGGUGCACUGGUCGGGGCAGAAUAGCAGCGUUAUUCUGAUGCUGACAAAGUUGUUUGACUUCAACCUCAACAGUGUCACCGAGAGCUCCCUGUGGAGGAUCCUCUACAGCUCAGUGGAGUUUGGAAGAAGAUGGCAACUGGUGCACGAGAAAGUGGCUCCCAACCGAUUCUACUGGUCGAAAAUCGGUUUGGACAAAGAACCCGGGUUGAUCCACCUGGAAACCAGCAUAUCUGAAGGACUGGCGCUGUACGUCACCUGCAAGUUGCAGAACUGCACCAAUGCCAACAAGGGCAAGCCUUUUCCUGGAUACAUCGACCCCAACUCCCUGGUGGUGCAGGAUGAAUACGUGUUUGUCCAGGUAUCCACUGGUGGGCGUGUGAUCUACUACGUGUCAGCCAAGAGAGACGUGUUCACGCCAAUGAAAUUGCCCAAGUACACUUUGCCUAAGGACCUGCAUGUGAUCAGCACCGACGAAAACCGCGUGGUGGCAGCGGUCCAGGAGUGGAACCAGAACGAGACCUACAACCUGUACGUGUCGGAGACGGCCGGCGUGUUCUACACCCUGGCCCUGGAGAACGUGGUCAGCAGCAUGGGACCGGAGGGGAACGUCAUGGUGGACCUCUACGAGGUGGCUGGGAUUAAAGGGAUGUUCCUGGCUAACAAGAAGGUGGAGAACCAGGUGAAGACCUUCAUCACCUACAACAGAGGGAGGGACUGGAGGCUGCUGGAGGCCCCCAACACUGACCUCAGGGGAAACAGCCUCCACUGUGUACUGCCGUACUGCUCCCUUCACCUCCACCUCCACGUUUCUGCCAACCCCUACACGUCUGGGAACAUCGCCAGUAAGGACUCUGCUCCUGGAAUCAUCAUGGCUUCAGGCUCCAUCGGUGCAGAGCUGUCCACCAGCAACGUGAGCAUGUUCAUCACGUCUGACGCCGGAAACACCUGGAGACAGAUCUUCGACGAGGAGUACGCUGUGCUCUACUUGGAUCAAGGGGGGGCCCUAGUGGCAAUACGACACACUCCACUUCCCAUCAGGCACCUGUGGUUGAGCUUCGACGAGGGCCGGCAGUGGAGCAGAUACAGCUUCACGUCGUCGCCGCUGUUCGUGGACGGGGUUCUGGGCGAGCCGGGGGAGGAGACGCUCAUCAUGACGAUAUUCGGCCAUGUCAGUCACCGGUCGGAGUGGCAGCUGGUCAAGAUCGACUUCAGGUCCAUUUUCAACAGGAGGUGCACAGAGGGGGAUUAUCAAACCUGGCACCUGCAUGACCAGGGAGAACCCUGCAUCAUGGGAGUGAAAAGAAUCUACCGGAAGCUGAAGCCAAUUGCCAGGUGCGUUAUGGGUAAGACGUACUCUGUGACGAUGACCUCGGGACCCUGCGACUGCACAGAGAGGGACUUUGAGUGCGACUACGGUUACGAGAGGCGCGCAGACAGCAAGUGCACCCCAGCGUUCUGGUUCCACGCGUCCACCAUGUCGAGGAGCUGCACCACAGGGGCCACGUUCCUCAACAGCACUGGCUACAGGAAGGUGGUGUCCAACAACUGCACCGCCGGCGUGAUAGCCGAGUACACGGCCAGGAGGCAGCACUGCCCCGCCCAGCCCCCCAGAGGCCUGCACCUGGUCACCAGCGAGGGGACGCUGACCGCCACCCUGGCCGCCAACAUCACCUUCCUAGUCUUCCUGGAGGAGGGCGACGGGGCCAGGACGAGCGUCACGCUGGACUUUGGGGACGGCCGCGCUCUGACCUACUCCAACGUGAGCUCCAUCGAGGAGGGCAUCAAGCACGUGUACAAGGCGGUGGGGAUCUACCGCGUGACCGCCACGGGGGAGAACGCCCUGGGCUCUGAGAGCGUCACCCUCCACCUCCAUGUCACUUGUCCUCUGGAGUACAUCCAUCUCUCAGCUCCCUUCGUUGCGGUGAAGAACAAGGAGGUGAACCUGACUGCUGUGCUGUGGCCCAGCCAAGUGGGGACCGUCACGUACAUCUGGUGGUUUGGAAACAACACUGAGCCAGUGAUCACCCUGGAGGGGAGUGUGCCAUGCAUGUUCUCCAGGGAAGGUAUCAACACUGUCACUGUGCAGGUGUCCGCCGGGAACAGCAUACUGCAGGACAGGAAAACCAUUGCCGUCCAUGAAUACUUCAAAUCUCAUCUCCUCGCCUUCUCGUCCAACCUGGACGAGCACAACCCUGACGUGGCGGAGUGGAGGCAGGAUGUGAGCAGGGUCAUCAAAGCCUCCAUGGUCCAGGCUUCUGGGAUCAGGGAAGACAUGCUGCUCGUCACAGUCCUCCCAGGGUUGCCCACGGCAGCAGAGUUUUUCCUCCUGCCAGACAAGGAGGUCACAGAGGGAAAGCCAGAGAAGAGCUCUGCUCAUUUAGACCAGCUGUCUGAGGUCUUGCUCAGCGCCCUCAAUCAGAACCUGGUUCAGUUCACCCUGCGACCUGGGGUCCAGGUCACUGUGUACGCGGCUCACCUGUCAGCAGCUCCCCUAGUGGAUACCAGCGAGAACCACAGCGGCUCGGCCAUGCUAAUGCUGCUAUCGGUGGUGGUUGUGGGUUUAGCUGUAUUUGUCGUCUACAAAUUCAAAAGGAAGAUCCCAGGCCUCAACGUCUAUGCGCAAAUGCAGAACGAAAAAGAACAAGAAAUGAUCAGUCCAGCGAGUCCGACAGAGGUCGCCCCGAACUCCCAGAGAGACGUGGCUACUUCAUCGGUGUUUCUGGACACAGAGCUUAGUACACGACCCAUCGGAUGUAUUAAGCCUCACGCACAUGUCAAAUUUUCGACGGAACUCCCCACAUACAUCAACGUUUAAAACUUCAGACACAAAACAACAAUCCAGGUGUCAUGGAUUUUCUACCAUUUUUCUGGACGCGAUGGUUUUGAGCUUUAUACCUGUGCAUGUUGGACCUUGCUGACACUAAACUGUGCUCUGUGAAAACCAGAAGAAACUGUGUACAGGUUUUUUUUACAUAAACUGUACAUCCAUCUAAUAAGUCAUUUUUAUUAUGUUUAUUUAUAUAAAUUCAACUACAUAAGGGG